Guillardia theta CCMP2712 is the source of this 1260-nucleotide messenger RNA. RefSeq lists its product as hypothetical. The record is from RefSeq and is a predicted model, not a curated record. Gene Ontology annotation, molecular function: membrane insertase activity. Gene Ontology annotation, cellular component: membrane. Bases 1 to 1209 code for a protein of 402 amino acids. The transcript has 7 exons. Lineage: Eukaryota; Cryptophyceae; Pyrenomonadales; Geminigeraceae. Gene Ontology annotation, biological process: protein insertion into membrane.
AUGGACCUGCCCUCGCUCCCCUCGCUCCCCUCGCUUUCUCUUCCUAAGCUUCCCUCCGUGCAGCUGCCUGACUUCUGGGGCAUGUGGAUGGGACUGUUCAGGACUACGAUCAUCAAGCUCCAUGACGUCACGGGGAACUACGGCUGGUCUAUUACUGCCAUCGUCCUCAUGAUCAAGGCCUUGACCUAUCCUCUCAACUAUAAGGUGUACGCAGCUCAGUUCGAGAUGCAAGCCAUCCAGCCAGAGAUUGACAAAAUCAAGGAGCAGUACAAGGACAACCCUGACCUUAUCAACAUGAGAACCAGUGUCCUCUUCGCGGAGAAGGAAGUGAACCCCCUUGCUGGCUGCCUUCCCAUUCUCAUUCAAUUUCCCAUCUUCAUCGCCCUCUACCGCACUCUGCUCAACCUCGGGAAGGAUCGCAUGCUCGGAGAGCCCUUUCUCUUCCUUCCUUCUCUGGAAGGACCAGUUGUCGCUGGACUGCCAACGGACUACGUGGGGGUACGAGAAGACGCUCCCUGGCUGCUGCAGAACUGGCAGAACGGAGCUCCGCCUCUUGGAUGGCACGACACUAUCAUCUACUGUGCUCUUCCCAUCCUCAUCGUAGUCGCGCAGCUCGUCUCUACCUCCAUCACCAAGGCUGGACAGCCAGCGAAGAAGCCCUCGGAGCAGAAGGGCGACGGGUCGGCCGAGACGCUCGUUGCCAUCCUCCCGUACCUUAUCGGCUGGUUUGCGCUGAACCUUCCGGCUGGCUGCUCCUUGUACUGGUUCCUCAACACCGUCCUCACAACAGCCAUCCAGGUGUACAUCAAGAACCAGUUCAAGCCGCAGCUGGAGGCAGCUGCCGCUCAUGUUGACUUCGGCAUCCAGACUGAGGCGGAGAAGAAAAUGCAAGAGCAGAUCAACGAGGAGGGAUGGAUCAGAGGCGUGAAGGCUGUGUACAAGAAGUUCGACGACUUCCUUGGCAUGGGCCUCCCAGAAGUCUCUGAGAAGCCCGAGAAGAAGAUGGAGGAGGAGGACAAGGUUUCGAUCUUCGACGCCAAGUUCUGGAUCAAGGACGACACGGAGGAGGGAAAACUCAAGCCCGAGGAGAUCGAUGAGGUCAGGGCCAAGUUCCUGGCUGCCCGCGCAGCACGUCAGGCAAAGAAGGCUGCUCAGGCGAAGGCAUCGGAGGGGCUUGCGGCGUCUGGGUCCAAGAGCGAGUCGGAGUGAAGGGAAGGGAGAGAGGGUGAACUCGUUGUAAAGUAAAUGACGGACCUCGUG